Knipowitschia caucasica is the source of this 4767-nucleotide messenger RNA. The record is from the annotation of a GenBank genome assembly. NCBI's taxonomy places the organism in Eukaryota, Metazoa, Chordata, Actinopteri, Gobiiformes, Gobiidae.
AUGGACGAAGACUGUGACGUAUCUGAGGAGUUUGUGGAGCCUUCAUUAGAGCCCAGUGUAGGACUGACAAACAGCAGUGAGUUGGCAGAUCCCCUCUACCUGAGCGGUGGGGCAUCAGGGGUUUACUGCCCCCCUAUCCCAAUCUCCCUGCUCUACUCUCAACCUCUGGUCCCAAUCCAGCCAGCACCCCCUGCGCUCCAGGCCACACACCACCCCUAUCUGCACAGUGUGCCACAAACAAACUCCCAGCCUCUGGAGAUGGAGAUAACUCAAGUCUAUUCAACAAGACGCUCAGUACGAUACAGCACGAGGGAGCGUGGACAACCCCUUGGAUAUACAGUGAUGCCAGGAUUAGAAAACAUGGACAACUGCCUCCUGCCUCCUGCACCAAAGAAGAAGACUCGCACACUCUACACUACAGAUCAGCUGGAGCACUUGGAGUCCCUGUUUGAAGAGGACCAUUACCCCGACGGGGAGAAGAGGAAAGCCAUUGCUGUUUCUGUUGGGGUCACACCACAGAGAAUCAUGGUUUGGUUUCAGAACCGCAGAGCAAAGUGGAGGAAAGCAGAGCGUUCAAUCAGUGCAAAGACGGAGCAGAAGGAGAGUGGCACUGCACCUGUCAGGAGCCCCACACACACCCACACAAACCCUCCACUGCCCACUGUGCCCCUCAACAAACCACCACCAUUUUCUGUUCACUUUGCCCCAAAACACUCUCAGAUUGCAGCCACAGCAUCCUUCCCUCCUUUGUACAGCAACGUGUCAUCCAGUCCAGGUCAGUACAGAGUUGGAGAUGGAGACCAACAGCAGCUUUCAUCUCAGAGGGGGUUAGUGGAGUACCACCCACGCCCAAUGCACAGUCCCCCUCCUGUUCGCCGGGCCAGUCUGCCUCUGUACGCCACAGCCUACGCCACUGUUAACCCCCCACUCCUGAGCACGCUGGCUCACACCCCACCUCUGUUUGUGGAUGCUCUGGAGGCAGGAUCCUCCCUCACACACCAUGACACCCAGCCUCUGCAGAGUGACACCAGUUCUCUGUUUGAUUUUGGGGAGAAACUGGAUUACCUUAGCUCAUCGCAGCAGAGCAACCUCCUCUACCAACUGCAGACAUCCUAUCCCAGUGCCCAGCCACUGCCCCGGGUGUCCUACCUCACCCCCUCCCCUUACCUUACCCCAAACCCCACAGACUCUAACCCCACUUCCUACCUGACCUUUGGCCCGGGCGCUGGCUCCACUGGUGUAGUGACCUACUCCACUGGACGUCACGCCUUCUUCCAGACACAAAGUACAGGACAAGUGCUACUACAGUCCACUGGCCCUCACGGUGCAAUUACUACUUAUCAGUCGUACCCCUGGGGCAACAUGUACAGCCAGCCCUCUCUGCACCAGCGGCCUCAAUGUCCUCCAUCGUACCCCAGUGUUGUGGAUGCUUCGCGGGACCUGCAGCUGCCCCCCACUAGCAGUGGCCCACCCUCAGUGCUGUUCAGAGAACAGCGGCCGUCACACUCACUCACACAGACCCUCCAGAGCAGCACUGCUCUUCCGCCUGUGUCCACACUCAAACCCUCCCGGCUCAGAGUGGAGACCACUCCAACUAAAUCUGCUCCUCUGCUGCCUGCUCAGCGCACAGUGGCUCAGUCUCACUCUGUAGCAGUGCCCAUCACAGCCACUGCCUUCGCUCUCCUCCAGAGCUUUCGUUCAGCCACCGCCAUCAUGACUGUGACUCCGCUCCUGAUGCUGCUGCUGGGCCUUAUGGGUGCACAGGCUAUGGACCAGCGCACAGCUGCAGCUAUGGCUGCGGGUUUGUGUAAGACGCGGCCCACAGACCUAGUCUUCAUCAUUGACAGCAGCAGAAGUGUUCGUCCAUCAGAGUUUGAACAAGUGAAGGUUUUUCUGGCCAAGGUCAUUGAGGGUCUGGAUGUGGGACCUAACGCCACAAGAGUUGGAGUUGUCAACUAUGCCAGCCGUGUGAAGAACGAGGUGUCCUUGAAGACACACAAGACCAAAGCUGGUCUUGUUAAGGCUGUGACCAAGAUCGAACCCCUGUCCACAGGAACAAUGACUGGCCUCGCCAUCCAGUUUUCACUAAAUGUUGCCUUUAGUGAAGCUGAGGGAGCUCGUAAAUCCAAUGAGAUCAGCAAGGUCGCCAUCAUUGUCACUGAUGGACGUCCUCAGGACAAUGUCAAAGACGUGGCUCAGCGCGCUCGUGAUGCGGGCAUAGAGAUCUUUGCCAUCGGAGUGGGCCGUGUGGACAUGAGCACACUUAAGCAGAUGGCCAGUGACCCCCUGGAUGACCAUGUGGACUAUGUCGAGAGCUACAGUGUUAUUGAGAAACUCACCAAAAAGUUCCAGGAGGCCUUCUGUGUGUCGGACCUGUGUGCCACUGGGGACCAUGACUGUGAGCAGGUAUGCAUCAGCACCCCAGGAUCUUUCAAGUGUGCCUGCAAAGAUGGCUUUACCCUGAUGGACGAUGGGCGCAGCUGCAGUGCCUGCAGUAACGCAGCAACAGACGUGGUCUUCCUGAUUGAUGGCUCUAAGAGUGUCCGUCCUGAGAACUUUGAACUGGUGAAAAAAUGGAUAAAUCAGAUCAUUGAUAAACUCGAUGUUUCUGACACCAAGGCUCAUGUGGGACUGGUGCAAUAUUCCAGCGCUGUUAAACAGGAGUUUCCCCUGGGACGCCACAACAAUAAGAAGGACUUGAAAGAUGCUGUGAAGAAGAUGGCAUAUAUGGAGAGGGGAACCAUGACUGGACAGGCCCUGCGCUUCCUGACUGACAGCAGCUUCAGCUUCAUGCAGGGGGCCCGACCCGGGGUCACCAAGGUGGGCAUUGUGUUCACUGACGGACGCAGCCAGGACUACAUUGGAGAUGCUGCCAAGAAAGCCAAAGAACUUGGUAUCAAGAUGUACGCUGUCGGAGUGGGAAAUGCUGUGGAAGAUGAACUCAAGGAAAUUGCCUCUGUACCAACUGGAGAACAUUAUUUCUACACUGCUGAUUUUAAAACAAUGACUCAGAUUGGCAAAAAGUUGCAGAUCAACAUUUGUCAAGAAGAAGACCCUUGUGAAUGUGACUCUCUUGACGGAGCCUGGAGCAGGAUCAUGGCCAGUGAGACCGCAGCCGGCCUCUCUCUUCAGUCUAACGGGGACAGGGCUCAGGGACACGACUCUCCCCCUCGACACAAGCCUCGAUACCAGUCGGAUUCUGAGGCAGACCUAGUUCCGACCGCGAAGAGCUUAUCUCGACUCUGCAGCAGGGACGAAGAGGAGCGGACUACGGCCAUGGAGCAGCUAUCCGACACUGUCCACCUCUGUUUGGGGUUGGAUCGCCCCGGACCCACCAAACUCAGCCAGAAAACGCUCCUGCAUCUGCUCCGAUUAUCACGGUCAUGUCCCCUGCGUGAGGUCCGUGAGAAGACCACAGAGCUGCUCCAGUCUGCGCAGGACCAAGGUGUAGAAGUACCUCGUGCGUUGGCUUCAGGUCCCAGUGCCUUCAUACCGGCAAAACAAAUCUUGCAAGAGGGACUCGAUCAGGACAUCCUUAUUGAAUCUUUCCUUUCACUGGGUCGGGUUGACCACAUCACAAUGGUCAUGGCUUUUCACCCAGCCUACCUCAGCUGCUUCCUGAGAACACAGCAUGCUCUGUUGGAGAUAGAUGGGCCUUUGCCGCGUCACUGGAGACAUUACCUUGCUGUUAUGGCUGCAGCACGGCACCAUUGCUCAUAUUUGGUCCAACAGCACAGCGCGAGUUUCCUAGAGGUGGGAGGCGAGGAGAGCUGGCUCAGUGGCUUGGAGCAGGCUCCGAUCAAACUGCGCAGCCUUCAGACUCUCAACAAACUGAUGGCACACAGACCAUGGCUCAUCACACAGCAGCACAUCCAGGCGCUGGUGUGUCCUGGGGCAGAUCCUCGCUGGUCUUUGGCUGAGCUCAUACAUGGCAUCGUGGUAUUGGCACACGCUCAUUCACUUUGCUCGUUUGUGUGGGGCUGUGGCCUGAAUCCGGAGUCAGACCAUGUUGGAGGCUUCACCUUCCAGCCCUCGUCUCCCUCUCAGGUCCCACGAAGUCCUCAUAGUCCUGCUCAUGAGGAUGGCAGGCAAGAGCUGGUGGAUGGUGCAAUGGAGGUGGAGGUGCUGAUGAAGAGGAUGGUGGAGUUACAGCAGCAGGAGGAAGAGUACUCUCAGGAGGAGAUCAUCACACGCUUUGAGAGGGAGAGGAGUGAAAGCAUUCCCACUGCUGUGGUCCGUGGAGCUCCUCCUGACCUGGUGCGGUGCCUGGUGGAGGAUCCAGAGUUCAAAUAUGAGGACUUUGCUCCCAGAGGAGAACAGUCUCCUACCACCAUGAGAGCACAGGACUACUCCUGGGAGGACCAUGGCUAUUCUCUGGUCAACAGACUUCUGCCUGACAUGGGACAGCUUUUGGACGAGAAGUUUCAGGUUGUUAGUAACAUGACUUAUCACCGGAUGGCGAUGCACGAAGGUGUUGAUACGCACACUCUGAGGAAGGCUUUGUGGAAUUACAUCCAUUGUCUUUAUGGAAUUCGAUACGAUGACUACGAUUAUGGCAGUGUCAACGUCUUGUUGGAGCGCUCUCUCAAAGUGUUUGUGAAGACUAUGGCCUGUCACCCGGAGCAGACCACGGCACGCAUUUACCACGACUUCUGGAUACUCUUCAGACACUCUGAGAAGGUUCAUGCUAACCUCAUCGUGAUGGAGGCGAGGCUCCAGGCCGUUCUGCUGUACACAUUACGAGCCAUAACACAUUACAUGAGAUGA